ACGGCACUCGCUGGGUCUCCGGUCGCUACCGCUGUUCUUGGCGACUUCGCUGCAGCACAGGCAGCAGCUUUCCUGGUCGCCUUGAAAGUUGUCUUCCCUUUCGGAUUUUUUUUUGUUCACGGACUUCUGAGACGCGCCGGGGGGAAAAAAAAAAAAUGACUUUGCCGUCGCGGAUUUAAACGAGUUUGUUAUCGCUGAACCAAACUGAACCGUUGACUUUGUCACCAUGAGAAGUAGGAGCAACUCGGGCGUUAAGCUGGACAAUUAUACCCGGAUGGUGCACCAGACUAUCCUGAAACACCAAGAUCCAGUAACGGGUCUUCUGCCUGGCAGCAAAGACCAGCCGGACGCCUGGGUCAGAGACAAUGUUUACAGCAUCGUGUCGGUGUGGGCCCUCAGCCUUGCCUACAGGAAGAACGCUGACAGGGAUGAAGACAAGGCUAAGGCCUAUGAACUGGAGCAGAGUGUGGUAAAGCUAAUGAGAGGUGUCCUUCAGUGUAUUAUGAGGCAGCUGGAUAAGGUGGAGAAGUUUAAGUACAGCAGAAGCACCUCAGACUCUCUCCAUGCCAAGUACAACACCAGGACCUGUGCUCCAGUUGUUGGAGACGACCAGUGGGGUCACCUACAGGUCGACGCCACCUCACUCUUCCUGUUCUUCCUCGCUCAGAUGACCGCAUCUGGUCUUCAUAUUGUCUACACCCAAGAUGAAGUGGACGUAGUUCAGAAUCUCAUGUUCUACAUCGAGGCAGCUUACAAAGUGGCGGAUUAUGGGAUGUGGGAAAGAGGAGACAAAACCAAUCAGGGCAUCACUGAGAUUAACGCCAGCUCUAUAGGCAUGGCCAAGGCAGCUCUGGAGGUGUUGGACGACCUCAACCUGUUUGGAGCAAAGGGAGGACCUGGAUCGGUGGUCCACGCUUUGGCUGAUGACAUACAGCACUGCCAGUCCAUCCUGACCUCCAUGUUACCCAGAGCGUCCAUCUCUAAAGAGGUGGAUGCCGGAGUCCUGUCCAUUAUCUCUUACCCUGCUUUUGCAGUUGAGGACAUUAGCAUAGUCAACAUGACCAAGGAGGAGAUCAUCUCUAAACUUCAGGGUCGAUACGGCUGCUGCAGGUUUCUCAGAGACGGACACAAAACGCCUAAAGAGGAUCCAAACAGACUGUAUUACGAGUCUGCAGAGCUGAAGCUGUUCGAGAACAUCGAGUGUGAGUGGCCGCUGUUCUGGACCUACCUCAUACUGGAUGGCAUUUUUAUCAACAGCCCUGAACAGGUGCAGGAGUACCAGGAGGCUCUGGAGGGCAUCCUGAUCAAACAGAAAGACGGGAUACGACUGGUGCCAGAGCUCUACAGUGUCCCCCCAGAUAAGGUGGAGGAGGAAUACAUAAACCCUCACUCUGUGGAGAGGGUUCCUAUGGGCAAAUGUCCCCUGAAAUGGGGACAGUCUCUGUACAUCCUGGGAAACCUUUUGGCCGAGGGUUUUCUUGCCCCCGGAGAGAUUGACCCUCUGAACCGGCGUUUUUCUACCAUCCCUAAGCCUGAUGUGGUUGUACAGGUGUCAAUUCUUGCAGAGAGUGAUGAGAUUAAAGAAAUUCUGCUGAAGCACGGUAUAGAAGUGGAGACUGUGGCUGACAUCCAUCCCAUCCACGUGCAGCCGUCCAGAGUCCUUAGCCACAUUUACGCCAGACUCGGGCGUAACCCGAGGCUGGGUCUGACAGGACGACCCUACAGGAGCAUCGGAGUGCUGGGAACCUCCAAGUUCUACAUCAUCAGGAACACCAUCUUCUCAUUCACACCUGAGUUCAUUGACCACCAGCAGUUCUACUUGGCGUUGGACAACAAGAUGAUCGUGGAGAUGUUGAGGACAGAAAUCGCCUACCUCUCGUCCAGAUGGAGGAUGACUGGACGACCCACCGUCACUUUUCCCAUUUCACAGACUAUGCUGACUGAAGACCAUACAAACCUGGACCCGGCAGUCUUGGCUACACUGAACAAGUUACAGGAUGGAUACUACGGAGGAGCGAGGAUCCAGACAGGGAAGCUGUCGGAGUUCUUGACCACUUCCUGUUUCGCUCACCUCAGUUUCCUGGACGGUAAGGGUCCUGGCAGCAUGGGCCGCCAAAACGAGGAGUAUGAUGAUGAUGAUGAUGAUGAUGAUGAUGAGGAUGAUGAGGCCGAUGACCUCGCUCAGUACCUGGAUUACCUGUUGGCCCAAGCUGUCCCCAAGAAGCACAAAAAGCAGGUCAGGGGUUUGGGAAGGUUCAGGGCUGUUGCCACCAAAACAAAGGAUAUGCUGUCUCUGAUCAACAAGGCUCAGGACCUCAACAUACAGAAUGUCAACAUGUACCUGCCAAACAAACUGUUCCGCUCUCCUCAUCCGUCACUCCACCUGAACCUCCCAGGCUCCUCUGAAGGGCAGGAAACUCCGGCUCCAAAUGUGCCAGUCACAAUACAGAGCGGCAUCCCCAGAGAUGAUAGUGGAGCCAUCGAUUGCAACCAUUUGGUCCAGCUGCUAAAAGAAACACACAGUCUUGAGGACCAGGCAGAUAUACUCUACAUCCUCUUCAAAGACAAGGGUAUGAACUGGGACACUAAUCUGCACGGGAAAGGCUCCACGGUGCAGUCUCUGCUGACUGACCUCUAUGAAAAGGCGGGUGAACUCAAACACUGGGGCCUCAUCAGGAUGAUCUCUGGCAUACUGAAGAAGAAGGUGGAAGAGCUCGACUCGGCCUGCUCUGAUUUGCUGGCGCACCAGAAGCACCUGACCGUGGGUGUACCUCCUGAACCCAGAGAGAAAACCAUCACCGCUCCCAUACCUCCAGACCAGCUGGCUGCGCUCAUCGAUGAGGCCAGCGACAACAACAUCAGCGUGGCCAUACUCACUCAGGAGAUCAUGGUGUACCUGGCUAUGAGCAUAAGGACUCAGCCCGCUCUGUUCAGCGAGAUGUUCAGGCUCCGUAUCGGUCUCAUCAUCCAGGUCAUGGCCACCGAACUGGCCCACUCACUCAACUGCUCAGGAGAGGAGGCUACAGAAAGCCUGAUGAGUUUGAGUCCGUCGGAGCUGAAGAAUCUCCUCCACCACAUCCUCAGCGGGAAGGAGUUUGGAGUCCAGCGCAGCAUGCGAGAGGUGGAUACCAGAAUCAGUCCUGCCAUCUCCAUCCAUCAUCUGGGCAACGUUGGCGCCACCAAGAGCGAGAGAGCCGGCAUCAGCAAACUGAAGAGCGACAUGAAGCUGCUGGAACACAGGUUGUCUUUGACGGAUCCGAGCAAGGCGGAGCACAGGUUGUCCUUGACAGAUCCAUUUAAGGAACCCAGGCUGUCUCUAACAGAUUCAGUUAUGGAGGCGGACAGCGGGGUGUCUUUGAGUGACUCAGUUAAGUUCACCGAGUCACUGACCUCUCCUUACAAGGGCAUGCGAUCUCAGUCACUGGACGUAGAAAACAUCGAAUCUGGGAGGUACCGGCUGGCGUCAGUAGAAUCUCUGGACAUUCCGGAGAGCGUUCCAGUCGCCAAGGAUACCAGACAAGGCCAAUGGCUGCGCAGGAGGCGUCUGGACGGCGCUCUGAACCGAGUCCCUGUCGGGUUCUACCAGAAAGUCUGGAAGAUCCUGCAGAAGUGCCAUGGUCUCUCCAUUGAGGGAUUUGUCCUUCCUUCUUCUACCACCAGAGAGAUGACGCCUGGAGAGAUCAAAUUCUCCGUCCACGUGGAGACGGUAUUUAACCGCAUCCCUCAGCCUGAGUACCGACAGCUGCUGGUGGAGGCCAUCCUGGUCCUCACCAUGCUGGCCGACGUGGACAUCCAGAGCAUCGGCUCCAUCAUCCACGUAGAGAAGAUCGUCCAGCUCGCCAAUGACAUGUUCUACAAGGAUCAGAUGGACCUGGGGGCAGAAGAGCACAUCCUGGAGAGGGACCCGUCCACCGGAGUGUGCAGGCUGCUGUAUGACAGCGCCCCCAGCGGCCGCUUUGGGAGCAUGACCUACCUCACCAAGGCUGUGGCGGUGUACGUGCAGGAUUUGCUGCCCAGCGGGUCGUGUGCCGUGCAGUGAGAGGACACCGUGAACAGAGCAGGCACGAAACCACUUGAUGUCAAUUGUUAGGAGCUGAAACAUAAAAUAUCUUUUACAUUAGAGUGACAAUAAAUUAACAGAGCAUAAAUAGGAUCUGUAUCAUAUCGUCACUGUGUGUUGUUCAGUGACAGAAACGAGUGAAGCUGAAGGUUCGAGACAAAUGUUACAGUAUGUUUUACUAAAGGAAUUGUCGAGAAGAUUGAUGUGUUUGGCCCAUUAGCUGUUUCCUCCCGUUCCCAGUCUUUGUGCUAAGCUAAGCUAACUCUCUGCUGGCUUUAGCUUCACGCUAACUGCACAGACAUGAGUGUGGUACUGAUCUUUUCAUCUAACUCUCAACAAAAAAAGUGACACAGCUUAUUUCGCUAAAAGUCAAACUAUUCCUUUAAAUUAACAAUCGAAUGAAAGUUCACGAAUUGGAGCUAAUGUAUAUUGUCACUGUUUGCGAGACAGUACAGCAGCUGUUGAAGCUGUCGACCACGUUACAUUUAUAGGUUAUAUCUGAACAACGGUCAUCUGCUCAAAUGUCAACUUUAAAAACAGACGCGUGGUCUUUGUCUGUCAAACGGGCACGGACAUCCUGAUCUCCAUGGCGACACAUAUCACCAGAUAGUCCGACACUCACAGAAGCUGUAGCAGCAGUUACCUCAGCCGCAUCUCCUCACUUUGAAGCUUAAGGCUGUUGAUGGGUCCCAACCUCCCUCACCUGUCUCCGGCUCUCUGGCCAAAGCCCAUUGGUUCCUACGGAAGACGUACAUCUGCAAAAACAGGCCACACACAUAUAUAUAGUUUAAGUAAUUUCCUGAAACCGCUGGGAACUGUAGUUUUUUAGCAAACGGUGCAUUUGUCGGGGAAUUAAUACCCAUUUAUUGAUCCAGUGAGUAUUCAAGGCAGCAGGACGUCGUAUGUGGGAUUUAGUAAUAACAAAGUAUACUGUGUAAUGCAGCAACAUGUCACCCAGUGCAACGAUGUGGCCCCUAGAUGCGUUUUUUAAUCAUUUUCGACGACAGUGGAGCCCGAUGGCACAGAGAAAUCAGCUAGUAAAUGGAUACACGGACGAUACUUGUUUGCAGGAUUCAUUCAUUGCUGGACUUGGUCUUUUAAAUAAGAUUUGUUGGACAAAAUAAAAUCUUUAAACCAGUGGAAGUGACGGUGAUUUGACCCGGAAAGUCUCUUAGAGCAAUUCAGUUUCUUUACAGCUGAGUAACCACUGACUAACAUGAACUUUCAGCCACGACGCAACCGGUUUUCCCACUUUUUAUUCACACCAGAUCUUCAAUUAACUUUAUAGACUCAAAAACAUCUGUUGUCAUGUGUGUAACCACUUUGUAACUUAAACAUAAACUGUUACAAAAUCAAAAAUAAUUCUUCUGACUGAUCCUAAUUUAUUACCACACAUAUGCUAAGAUUGUACUUCAACUACAAAGUCUCAUGUCACUCAUACCUCAAAUCCUGCUUUUUGUGUGAUGUACAAAAUAAUGAUAAAAAUUAGAUCAUCCAACUACUAUUUAUUUUAUGGUUCUUAGACGAAAGUUACAAAAGAGAAAAGCUAAAAUAGAUGACAGAUGGGUCUUAGAGAGGACACAGGUCUGUUUGGUGAUUUCUUGGAUGCCUACGUUGUCGCACUUAAAAGUGUGUGCGUGUGCGUGUGCGUGUGUGUGUGUGUAAGUGUAAGUGUGAGUGUGAGUGAAGCCAUAGGAAUGCUGUUUAAUUUUAACCGUGCAAAAAUAGCAGACUUAGAGCUUGUGCAGUAAUUAGAACAAACUUAUUUUCAAACACAUUGAAACAGCUUUUAUUGUGUUCACUUGUUGGAAAUUAAAAGUUUUUAACAUGUAGUUUACUUGAGAUACUGUACGUUUACAGUUAUUUUUGAAAGCAAUGCAGUGAUUUCUAAUUCCCCUUAACACAUGCAAUUUAGAUUUUGUUGCUGUGAAGAAGGGAAAUGCCUUAAUUUACUGCUGUCAUGGGCUAAACUUCAGUUUUGUUAGUUUGACUGUGAUGAUACUAAAAUAAAAAAACGGCCAUUUACUCACACCUAUUGUUUUACAUUGUUUUGGGCACAUUUCACCUUUUAACUGUUUGCUGUACAAGUGUUUUAAUGAUUCACUGUCCAGUACAUUGAGAGAGAAAUGUGAAUAAAUUGAAGGUGAUUAAAGAACAUACAUGAUUAUAUGUGUUUAAGUUUAGACACUGCUGAGAAAUGUUAAAUGUACAAUAACUGAUUAUUUUGUGAUAAUUUAAAGAUGUGAGCGCCACACUCCAUGUGAACUACAAACAUGGCAGAAUGAGAGUCACCUCUCUGCAGAAGAUUAGCAUUAAUAUUAUCAAGUUUGAAACGAAUGGGAGGCAGUGAUUUCUGUGUUACUAGAUAACAAUAUCCACUGUCUGUUUGUUGUUGUUGUUGUUGUUUUUGAAUCUAAUUCUGUAAUAAAAGCGAGAAAUUCA
Messenger RNA from Xiphias gladius (swordfish), 6502 nucleotides. RefSeq names its product phosphorylase kinase, alpha 1a (muscle) (gene phka1a). The transcript is spliced from 36 exons. Gene Ontology annotation, cellular component: phosphorylase kinase complex. Gene Ontology annotation, biological process: glycogen metabolic process. The record is from RefSeq and is a predicted model, not a curated record. The coding region runs from base 227 to 4039 and encodes 1270 amino acids. Gene Ontology annotation, molecular function: calmodulin binding. Lineage: Eukaryota; Metazoa; Chordata; Actinopteri; Istiophoriformes; Xiphiidae.